Marasmius oreades (fairy-ring Marasmius) is the source of this 858-nucleotide messenger RNA. RefSeq lists its product as uncharacterized. Bases 1 to 858 code for a protein of 285 amino acids. NCBI's taxonomy places the organism in Eukaryota, Fungi, Basidiomycota, Agaricomycetes, Agaricales, Marasmiaceae. The record is from RefSeq and is a predicted model, not a curated record. Gene Ontology annotation, biological process: mitotic cell cycle. The transcript is spliced from 4 exons. Gene Ontology annotation, cellular component: mitotic spindle; DASH complex.
AUGUCGGAAUCACCUAUACCUCCUUCGACCUCCACGACCUUCACCGUCACUAGCGACGGUGAUCCAUCAGUGUCUGAACUUUCACUAUCGGAUCGAACAACAAUACAGAGCAAGCCUUUCAGCUUGCUCGCUCAGCCCUUUGCAGAAGCACGCGAUCUUCCGGAAUCACGCGAAAAUAGUGAAGAAGAAGUCCUAACUCAAAAUGACGAGUUGGAUGAAGAAGAGAAGCGAACAAAUGCUCAGACAGCAGUUAGACAACGCGAAGAAAAACUCCAGCGCGAUAUCGUCGUCUUGAAGAAGCUCAAUUCUGCAUUCACGGCCUUUAACGAUGCUCUGGAUGGCGUGGGGUCUGCAAAUACUCGUAUUUCGGAACAACUGAACAUCACUGAGAUGCUCCUGAACAAAUACAUGAAAGUACUUGCCAGAUCAGAAGAAUUUGCUCGCCUUAUCUUUGAUGAAGAGUUUGAAGGUGCAGAGGCGGAUGAGGAACUUAUCGAACGCGAAAGAGCAGAUGUAGCAGAGCGAGAAAGGAAAGAGGCCGAAAAACGCGCACUGGAAGCUGAACGCGAGAGGGAGCGCAAAGCGAGGGAGGCACAAGAACUGCUAGAGAAGGAACUGAGGGAACGUGCCGAGAGAGAACGAGCAGCGGCUUCCAGUGGCGUUAUCAGGGGGGUUAGAGGAACAAGGGCAUCCAUGCGAGGUGCGAGAGGGGCCAGUGCCAUUUCCAGAGGAGUGACCUCCAAUACUCGUGGCGGCACACCCCCCAACAUACAACCCGCCUCUGGCUCAAGGUCAAGUUCCGUAGCAGGUCGCGCGAGUGGUAUCAUCACGCGUGGAACCACAGGUCGACGAACGUGA